Durusdinium trenchii is the source of this 714-nucleotide messenger RNA. Lineage: Eukaryota; Dinophyceae; Suessiales; Symbiodiniaceae. The record is from the annotation of a GenBank genome assembly.
AAAACCCGCAAGCCCGAUCUUGAGCUCUCGAGAAGAGGAAGAUGAACAGAUAUGAAAGAAGCCCAGCGAAAUGCCGUCACCCCAAGUCAUCAUGACCCACAGAAAGUCCCCUGCCUUCCGCGUCCUGCCGUCCGCGUGCUGCCAAAAAAGCGCGUCGCGGAGCGCCGGGCUCCGGGCUGCACAUGUCGACGGGGGAUGCAGCAUACCAAAGCUUGGAAGAGGAGGCGUGUUGCUUGCGGUGUUGCCGCGGUUUGCAGCGGUCCCUCGCCAGCACGGAGGGCCGGCGGCAGCUGCUGCUGGGCGCUGCGCUCACGCUGGUGGGCGCCGGGGGUUGAGGUGGCGUUGAUGGUGUUGAGAGGACCACUCUUGGACCUCCUGGGCUUCGUCCUGAAGGUUUGUGAGUACUUCUUGAAGCCGCUGCUCUUGGUGACGGAUGUGGUUCCUCCGCCAGUCUUGGAAUUGCUGGGCGUGAUCUCCAUUGGAGGCACCGCGGCCUACCUUUGCUACAAAGAUCCCAACACCGCCUGCCUUUUUGUGGUGUUGCUGUUGGCUGGGGGCGGGUACUUCCUUGCCAGCGUGACCAUCUGGUACAAGCCCAUUGAUGCGUCCAAGGACUUCCUUCAGCUCAGCGACGAUCAUCCAAUAGGUCCCGUUGCUCUGAACGGACUCGGGCUCCCCUGAGCCGCCCGUGGCGCGCUGGGCAUCGCCGCAAAA